Misgurnus anguillicaudatus (oriental weatherfish) is the source of this 4340-nucleotide messenger RNA. RefSeq names its product kelch-like protein 29. The record is from RefSeq and is a predicted model, not a curated record. Gene Ontology annotation, molecular function: protein binding. NCBI's taxonomy places the organism in Eukaryota, Metazoa, Chordata, Actinopteri, Cypriniformes, Cobitidae.
UGCGGUGGGCGGAGCUUAUGUGGAGUAAACUAUCAGCUGGGAGAGCGGAGUGGCGUUCAGUCGCGAGAGGUGCGAGCAGCAGACACGACGCUUGGGCAGCGCAACUCAGCAGAACGUACAGAGAGGGACACAAAUACUAGAGACGGAAACACUUUUUUACAGCCAUGCAAUGAACAAACAGCCAGCGCGUAACGAUCGGCGUACACGUCUGGUGAAAUCCUGGGUACCGUUGGGCAUCUCCAUCAGAAGGCACACCUGAGUAUACUCCAAAGAUCUCAUUAGUCUGUGAUGAGCAUCAUCAUCCAGCGCAGACCCGAGAAAACGCCACAUAUCCUCUAAGAGGAAGUGAUGUCACGACACCAUCACCGUUUCGAGAGGGACUAUCGAGCCCCCUGGGACCGUCGUGAACGACCAUCAGGCCUUCACAAUGGCGUGGGCAACAGCACCUGCUCCUCAGCGGCCCCGGCCAUCGCCAACGGCAACAACCGUCCAGGGCUCCUCCCGCUCCCGGUUAUCCCCUCCCUCCUGCCCACCCCCAUCACCAUCGCCGUGACGACAGCCAGCAACGACCUCGCCACCAAACGUUCCGUGCCUCCGUCUACCGCGGCGCCCGCCGUGAAGGCAUCAGGCCUUUCUCCCGGUGAGAAUCAGACUCAGAGUCUCUUGUUGGCCCCUGGGGUGAGAUGGGGCCAGACCCCUAUCAACCAGACCACACCGUGGGAAACUGAUGAGCCGCCUAACAAACAGCACAGAGAGAAUGACACCACAGGGCCCGCUUGGGUGCCGCCAGUGGUGGCAGUCAGUCAGCCCAGCCUAUUGGCUCAUUCAUAUGGGAUGCCACAGCCUGCCAUCUACAGUCAAGGAGCGUCUGUCCAGUCUCCGAUCAUUGGUGUGACCCCAGCCAUCCAGACGCCAGUCCCCCCGCACCAUCCGCUCAUGGCUGCCCAUUUUCAGCUUCCUCCCGUGUCCUCCCAGCAAGCAGGCAGCUUGGUCCUGAGCUUGCAGAACCAGUCGCACUACGUCACCAGCCAGCUGCCAAUCACUCCGUCGCCCCUAACGACUGUUGGCCAUGUAGUUCACCCCGCCCCUCAGAGUGUGGUGGGUAACGGUCACAUGACCCAUCCGCUGUUACAGCCGCCCACUCUGCCAUCCGCCGCACUGCCGCUGACCAACGGGCAGGCGACUACUCAACCGGCCUCCACAAAUCCGGAAGGUCCGAACGGUCUUCAGAUGCUCCGUACGGUCGGAAUGGGGAAGUACGAGUUCACGGACCCGAGUCAUCCGAAAGAGAUGUUGAAGGAGUUGAACCAGCAGCGCAGAGAGAAAGAAUUUACAGACCUGAAAAUAAUAGUUGAAGGCAAAGAAUUUGAAGUCCACCAAAAUGUUCUAGCUUCCUGCAGCUUGUAUUUCAAGGACCUGGUUAAAAGGUCUUCCAGAGAGACGGGCAGCGGAGAGAGGCUGGAGCUCAAGAUGACCAACAUUGAUGCAGAUGUCCUGGAACUGCUUCUGGAGUUCGUCUACACGGGCUCGCUGGUCAUCCACUCGGCCAAUGCCAAAACCCUGCUGGAGGCCGCCAACAAGUUUCAGUUCAACACCUUCUGCAAAGUCUGCGUGUCUUUCUUAGAGAAGCAGCUGACUGCGGCAAACUGCUUGGGGGUUCUGGCCAUGGCGGAGGCCAUGUGCUGCACGGAGCUACACAACAUGGCCAAGGCCUUCGCCCUGCAGAACUUUCCGGACGUGGCGGGACAAGACGAGGUCCUCAGCAUCUCCAAAGAAGACCUCGUUAACUAUCUUUCCAACGAUAGCCUGAACACCAAGGCUGAGGAGCUGGUUUAUGAAACCGUCAUCAAGUGGAUCAAGAAAGACCCAGCCAGUCGAGUACAGCAUAUAUCUGAAUUGCUGGCAAUUGUUAGACUUCCAUUCAUCCACCCCAGUUACCUGCUGAACGUGGUGGACAAUGAGGAGCUGAUUAAAUCAUCGGAGGCCUGCAGAGAUCUGGUCAACGAAGCUAAGCGCUACCACAUGCUGCCUCACGCCCGGCAGGAGAUGCAGACGCCCAGGACGCGGCCGAGACUCUCUGCAGGUGUAGCAGAGGUGAUUGUGCUGGUCGGAGGGAGGCAGGCGAUCGGUAUGAACCAGCGCUCUCUUACGGCCGUCACCUGCUUCAACCCACAGAACAGCAAGUGGUAUCCGCUGGCCAGCCUUCCGUUCUACGACCGCGAAUUCUUCAGCGUCAUUUCGGCGGGUGACAACAUUUAUCUGUCAGGUGGUACGGAGUCGGGGGUGACGAUGGCAGAUGUGUGGUGCUACAUGUCUCUUCUGGACAACUGGAAUCUGGUAUCCCGAAUGACCGUCCCUCGCUGCAGGCACAACAGUCUGGUCUAUGACGGAAAACUCUACAUGAUCGGAGGACUCGGAGUGGCUGGAAACUUGGACCAUGUGGAAAGGUACGACACCAUCACUAAUCAAUGGGAAACCGUGUCGCCGCUUCCCAAGCCUGUGUAUUCGGCGGCGGCCACCGUGUGCGGAGGGAAGAUCUUCGUGUUCGGUGGCAUAAAUGAAGCGGGACGCUCCGCCGGCGUGCUGCAGUCUUACAUCCCUCAGACCAACACCUGGAGCUUCAUCGAGUCCCCCAUGAUCGAUAACAAGUACGCUCCCGCUGUGAGCCUCAAUGGUUUUAUCUUCAUCCUGGGAGGAGCUUACGCCCGAGCCACCACUAUCUACGACCCAGACAAGGGCAACAUCAAAGCUGGCCCUAACAUGAAUCACUCCAGGCAGUUCUGCAGUGCGGUGAUCCUGGACGGGAAGAUCUAUGCAACAGGGGGGAUCGUGAGCAGCGAGGGACCGGCGCUGAGCAACAUGGAGACCUUCGACCCCUGCACCAACACGUGGACGCUACUACAGAACCUGCCGUGUCCGCUUUUCAGACACGGCUGCGUGGUUAUUAAGAAGUACAUCCAGAGUGGCUGACGACAGCUUUAUGCUGGACUUCUCCGAAGUAACGAACUGGCCUGGGUGGGUCGCGGUCGAACCGACUGGGAUCGGUAGAACAGCUUCCCACCCCAGGUGUUGUGCCAUUGGAAUGGAUUUCUAGGUCAGCCAUAUUCAGUUGUUUUGAGUUUUCCCAUAUUUUUAGUUUCAUGUCAUGACUUGGGAAUACACGAGAUGUGACGUACAGGAAACUUAAAAGUUUGUAUUGUGAAUUUUCCACAAGCAAGACGCUUAAGGAUGUUUCGACGCCGACCAUGUAGCCCGCCAGCAACGUUACAGACACGGAUGAAAUGAAGAGCCUCCAAAGCACAAACCACCAGAAUCCGUGAUUCCCAGAGGAGCCGCUUCAUCUUUUCCCUCUGUAGAUCAUUCCAGCUUGCUUUGUGCUUUUUGUCUUUGCGUUUUAUUGAAAUCCACAGACCCGCAGCAAUGGCAGAACGUAGAUCUGGAUGGAGAAACGUUGUAAUAUAGGGAAUAUAUAUGUAUAUUUUAAAAACUGAUGGAAAUUGUGUAUAAAUGUUUUUAGAAAAUUUCAAUGCAUUGGACACAAAGACACGUCUGUACCCUACCCGAAACGAUUGACAUGUUAUUAAUGCUGAAAUAAUACAUAUCCACAAUUCUAAAGAAAAUCUGGCUUUUGUUUGACCUCAACAAAUGUUGCCUAUAACAGGGGGUUUCAAACUGGGGUCCGGGGACCCACAUGGGUCCCUAGAAGAUUUCAAGAGGAAAAAAAGACAAAGCAGCACAGGUUAAAAUCUUAUUAUACAAAAUAUGGAUAUAUAUUUUAGGAAAGGGGUCUUCUGCUAAAGGUCCAUCAUAUGCGGUCAUCAUAACACUAUAAGAUCAACAUCCUGAAAGUAAAUAAGCUCCAAAAACAUAAGACAAAUUCAUUCUGCACACAUUUCAUGUACUGUUCAUGAAAAUGUUGUGGCUGGGUGCCAAACUUUGGAAAUCAGAGUUAAUGUAAACAAGUCAACAAAGAAGAAAAUUGCACUAAAAUAUGCACCAAUAUAUACUUCAUAUACAAAAAUGAGUCUUUGGGUCAUUCUACAGAAAAGGUGGAAUUUGGGUGAUGGAAAUUUGCUUAAAUGAACUUCUUUAAUAGCAUUAAUUAUCUUGUCAAAUCUAUGAAUCCGCAAAACGGGGAGCUUAAUCUAUUUUUUACUUUUUAAUACAUUUUAAUAAAGAAUCCAUGAGUCAUUUAUUUGUCAUUGGUGUUACCUGUGAUUUAAACAACAUUAAUGUUGAUACUAAAUAUUUUUUCUCAUUACAGCUUGUGUAUUUAGUUAAAGGUUGAGUAGAGGAAUGAUAACAGCAAGAAAAAUUAUUGAUUAAAUUCUUCAUCUUUA